Messenger RNA from Pieris brassicae (large cabbage white), 708 nucleotides. RefSeq names its product oxidoreductase UcpA-like. Gene Ontology annotation, molecular function: oxidoreductase activity. NCBI's taxonomy places the organism in Eukaryota, Metazoa, Arthropoda, Insecta, Lepidoptera, Pieridae. The record is from RefSeq and is a predicted model, not a curated record. The transcript has a single exon. The annotation marks the transcript as partial.
AAAGGAAAAAAGUUUAAAACCUUUAGCUAUUGUUGCAGAUAUUACGAAGGAAGCCGAUGUGGAGAGAAUUAUAAAAAAAAAACAUUAGACCACUUCAAGCAACUGGACGUGUUAGUUAAUAAUUCUGGAAUUUCAAAAAGCGGUGGAAUCAAAUCUACAACUCUGGAAGCAUUUGAUAUUGUAACGAACACAAAUGUACGAGGUACCUUCUAUCUCACAUCAUUAGCAGUACCACAUCUGAUAAAGACAAAAGGAAAUAUCGUUACAGUAUCAAGUAUAGCUUCAUCGCAGCCUACACCAAAUAUGACAGUAUAUACAAUGUCAAAAGCUGCGCUGGAUAAUUUUACCAGAAAUCUUGCUGUAAAAUUAGGACCAGAUGGUGUGCGUGCAAACUGCGUCAAUCCAGGUUUAGUAGCAACUAAUAUAGUUAAUCGAAUGGGUUAUAAUGACAAUCAGUGUAAUGCAUUAUUUGAAAAAAUGGUAAAGAAUACACCUUUGGGAAGAUUAACUGAACCCAUUGAUGUGGCUGCUUUAAUUAGUUUUCUAGCAAGCGAUCUAGGUAAAAGUAUUACCGGUAGCACACAUUCAAUCGAUGCAGGAAGGUGUCUAAACCUAAACGUAUAAAUUUCACUUACCCAGGAAUGAGAUUAAAGGAAUGGAUAUACCAUAAUAAAACUUUAAUACAAUAACUAAAUUAUAUAAUAAGUC